UUCGUGUCGUGCGCUUUAAUCUUAUGUUACAUGUUUACACAAAAGUAACUAAAUGUUCGUCACUACAUUUUACAUUAAUUUUUUGAUUUUUUGAUACAUGUAAAUGCAACUAUAGUUAACUGAGGCACAUAGUUGUAUUAAUUUUUAUUUUAUUACCAUCCUAUUAACAGUUAAUUCGUAAAACAUAUAAUAUCCACGUUUUGUAUAGUUCCGUUAAGUUGUAAGCAUAAGGUAAACUUAGUUUAAUUUUAAAACUAAGAAAUGUCUAAAAGUCUUAAUAGACGUUUUUAUAGACUCAAUAGCAAUCAAGAGUUGCUGAACGAAGAGGAUACUGGUGUUGACUAUCAAAAUGAAAGCAGAUGGUGUUUUGAAGUGGCUUGGGAAGCAGCAAACAAAGUUGGUGGAAUCUACACAGUUAUAAGAUCUAAGGCCUACAGUUCGACAGAAGAAAUGGGUGAUCAUUACUGUUUGAUAGGUCCUUACUCAGAGGUGUGUGCAAAAACCGAAGUUGAAGAAGCAGAUUUUCAUGAAAAAAGUCCUUUAUUUGAUUCUGUCAGACUAUUACAAGAUCAAGGAUUUAAGUUAUUAGAGUAA
Molecule: messenger RNA, 594 nt
Organism: Copidosoma floridanum
Lineage: Eukaryota; Metazoa; Arthropoda; Insecta; Hymenoptera; Encyrtidae
Gene: GlyS
Product: glycogen [starch] synthase
Biological process (GO): glycogen biosynthetic process
Cellular component (GO): cytoplasm
Molecular function (GO): alpha-1,4-glucan glucosyltransferase (UDP-glucose donor) activity
Source: RefSeq, a predicted model, not a curated record